Trifolium pratense (red clover) is the source of this 952-nucleotide messenger RNA. Its product is annotated as DNA polymerase epsilon subunit 3. Gene Ontology annotation, biological process: DNA damage response; leading strand elongation; heterochromatin formation. The transcript has 3 exons. The record is from RefSeq and is a predicted model, not a curated record. NCBI's taxonomy places the organism in Eukaryota, Viridiplantae, Streptophyta, Magnoliopsida, Fabales, Fabaceae. Gene Ontology annotation, molecular function: chromatin DNA binding; protein heterodimerization activity. Gene Ontology annotation, cellular component: CHRAC; epsilon DNA polymerase complex. The coding region runs from base 165 to 572 and encodes 135 amino acids.
AAGAGGUGGGAAAUUUUCCAACUUAUUAUGAAGCUGAAAUUGAUAUGGCGGGAAACCAAACCUAGUUAUUAGCCACAACACAAAUCCCCAAAUUUCAAUCCCAAUUCUAACCCUAAUUUCAAUUUCAAUUUCAAUCCCAAUUAGAAAUCGAAGAACAAAAUCUAAUGGCAGAGACAGAGGAUCUUCCCAAAACUAUCGUACGCCGUGUGGUGAAGGAUAAGCUAUCCACUUGCUCCGACGACGGCGACAUUGCCGUCCACAAGGACGCUCUUCUCGCAUUCUCCGAAAGUGCAAGAAUCUUCAUCCACUACCUUUCCGCUACGGCUAAUGAUAUAUGUAGGGAAUCAAAGAGGCAAAUUAUCAAUGCUGAAGAUGUUUUCAAAGCUCUUGAAGAAACUGAGUUUACUGAAUUUGUUAGCCCUUUAAAAGCUUCUCUUGAAGAGUUUAGGAAGAAGAAUGCUGGGAAGAAAGCAGCGGUUUCAAAGGGAAAAGGAGAUGAGAAGGGAAAUGAGAAGAAAAAGAAAAGAAAGUUGGAAAAAGGUGAGCCAUCUGAUAAAGGUGAUGACCAAUAAAAUGAAAGGAAUGAGGGCAAUUGUAUUACUCACAACUUAUCCAAGAUGUAAAACUUAGUUGGAUAAUAUACAUGAUUCCUUGUGGCUUCGAUGCCGCGUACCUAUCGACAAUGUAUUAAUGUCACAAAUAUAGCUUUCAUCCAAUUUUUGUCUGUAAAACACUGAUGGAAGGAAGUUUUUAGGAAAGAAUAUUGCAUCCCAAAUCUUGAUGAUUUCAUUUUUUUUCGCUAUGUGUGUGUUGGGAUAUAGAGGGUUGAACAUGAGCAUCAAUUAAUGUAGUAAACGUGGAUAAGGUUAGUUCAUUGAUUAUCCACUUCCCUACUUUUAUGAACAUCAAUCCUUUUAAAAACCUAAUGCAAAAUGGAUCUAUUUUGGUAUCA